GAUCCAUAGACAAACUUUGAAAAAUGCCACGCGAUCAUUAUUUUACAAAAAUUAAAUAUAAUUUGACAGAAUCAAAUAAUCGCACGUGUGAUUGACUACAAUUUUUGAGAAUAUUAUCAUCAAAUCUGUAAAUUUGGAAGACACAGUGUUAUUAUAAAUCAAUUCUUUGAUUGUUUCCAUUGUGAGCACAAAAUCCUGGUAACAUUCCAAAAACAAACUUGUUCGUGUGAUGAUGAACUUGUGAACCGGCGUUGCUUUACGAUUUCGUGUAACUGGAAGUUUUAGCGUUCAUUCUUUGUUCUUAUAUAUGUUGCAAAUGAAAUAAUCAACUUCCAGGAGUGUGAGUUUUAUUAGUAUUUUCGUUUCCGUAGUGUAGUUUUUACAAUCAAAGAACAAUGAUAAAUAACGAAAUGGAGAAUGGCGGCGGCGACGCCAAUUCUAAUGUGUCACCGACCAAACUCAUGGUCAAUUAUAUCCCAGAACUGAUGACGCGGGAUAUGAUGUACGCUUUAUUCUCUGCAAUGGGCAAGAUUGAGAGUUGUAAACUAAUCGCUAACAGAGGUUACGGUUUCGUGGAAUACGAAAAACACGAGGAUGCUGAGAAGGCGCGGACAGCGUUCAACGGCCUCCUAAUGCAAGGAAAGACUUUAAAAGUAUCUUUCGCCCUGCUCAACCCCGAAAACAAGGUCAGCCAUAAACCGGAUAUAGAGUCAAAUCUUUAUAUAAGUAAUCUACCUCCUGAUAUGACGCUAGAACGCCUUAACAGUUUGUUUGGUCAGUUUGGAAACAUAACCAACAGUCGUGUAUCUCAAGGAAUCGGUUUCGUAUGUUUCGAGAACAGACAACAAGCCGAGGAGGCAAUACAACAUUUGAAUGGGCAAACGCCAAUCCCAGGUGCAGGCCCAAUAGUUGUUAAGUUCGCCAACAAGCCAAAUUCCAACAAAAACCCCCCUCGGCCGGCCCCGAGAAUCGGAGUGACGACACCACUAGCGUACAAUGGAACUGCGGCCGUUUUCAAUGGGACGACGCCGGCCGCAUUCAAUGGCACCAAUCUGAGCGCAGCUUUCGGUGCACGACCUACUGCUUUUGCGCCUGGUUUCCCGCAGGCUUCACCACCACCUCUACUGCCGUCACCAGGCAAAGCAUUGCCAUUCAUCAACAAGGGUCAACAACGCUUCAAUCCAAUGGCGGCCACCAACCACACACCACUACCUCUACUGGGCGCCCCCGCGAGUCCUGUACCAUUGCUUGGUGCCCCUCCAGCCCCCCAUCAGACUACAGUGUAUGUAUAUAAUAUUGGUGAGGACACUGAAGAGCUUGCUUUAUGGCAACUCUUUGGCCCAUAUGGUGCAAUUGAUUCUAUAAAAGUGAUUAAAGAUCCUGAAACAAAGAAAAACAAAGGCUUUGCAUUUGUAAACAUGCGUGAAUAUGAUGAGGCCGCAAUGGCUAUACAGGCGCUCAAUGGAUACACGCUCAAUGGACAGGUUCUAUCAGUUAGUUUUAAGACACAGAAACGGAAUAAUUAGAGUUGAAUAGACGUUAUGAACGUCUUUUUAUUUGUGAUCAUACCCAGGCCGAAAGCUUAAAAAUUUCAUUCCAAUCUCAAAAUAUUUUUGUAGUCGAGAAGGAAGAUCCUCUAUUAUGCAUUUCAGAUUAGUCGCAUAAGUAUUUUUGUAAGAUUUAAUAUAGUUUUAUAUUCGCAAUGAACAUGACUAUCUGUGAGUUUAGUUGGCUUGACAGUAUCAUAUAUGUGUACCCACUUUUAUCAUAUGAUAUGGUAUUAUAUUAUUGGACUAUGUAUGGACCUGUCGCAGUAUGUAUAUCUGACUCGCGCAAGCGCCCGGGCACGCCCCGCCUCAGCUAGUUGCUGCCCUGACGCUUGUUUUAACCCUCCAGGUAUUUUAUUUUGUGUAAUACAAAAGCAUUGUAUGUUUUUUGAUCUUUAAUAAAUUUCAUGUUUAAAUAGA
Messenger RNA from Plodia interpunctella (Indianmeal moth), 1967 nucleotides. It is a transcript of the gene fne, whose product is annotated as found in neurons. Gene Ontology annotation, molecular function: mRNA binding. The record is from RefSeq and is a predicted model, not a curated record. Lineage: Eukaryota; Metazoa; Arthropoda; Insecta; Lepidoptera; Pyralidae. The coding region runs from base 396 to 1526 and encodes 376 amino acids. Gene Ontology annotation, cellular component: ribonucleoprotein complex; nucleus. The transcript has a single exon.